This is a messenger RNA of Brachypodium distachyon (stiff brome), 1337 nucleotides long. RefSeq lists its product as uncharacterized. The transcript is spliced from 4 exons. The coding region runs from base 163 to 969 and encodes 268 amino acids. The record is from RefSeq and is a predicted model, not a curated record. Lineage: Eukaryota; Viridiplantae; Streptophyta; Magnoliopsida; Poales; Poaceae.
UCGAAUUGCGAUCGGAUUCCAGAUGUUCACUGCUUCUCUAUAUACACGCACGCACGGUAUGCUGGUAGGGGUUUCCGGUUUCCUAUUCUUUAUUGGAGAUCUGACCCAGACUUGCGCCCUGCCCUAGCUCCCCUUGCGCCAACGAUAGGAUCGCGGCAGUCGAUGGAGCGGGUGAUUCCAGAGCAGGAUGAACCCCUUCCCCCUGACGCGUGCAACAUGACCCGCGAGGCUCAAAUUCUCCAGGCACGCUCGAUGUGCGGGCGCGGGACGCAAUCGCCUCACGGCGGGGACAACUGGAGACGGCGCACAGAAGAGGAGCGCGACGCCUCAAUCAUUUGCCACGUCCACCACGCUCUCCGCCGUUACAACGCCAACAAUCCAGGUUCAGAGUUUGAUCCUGUCAAGCCACUGAUGGCUGCGUACGUAGGUUUUAGGAGUAACAUUUGGGUCCAUGUCAGCUUCUUGGCUCGCAAGAGGAACGCCAGUAGUAGCAAACGGAGGCGCAGCAAGGCUGACGACCCCGUGAAGCACUUCUUUGCUGAGCUACGCUACGACCACCAUCUUUGCAAACCAACUGUCGAAACAUGCACCAUCAUCGAUAAGUCAUCGCGUCACUUGAAGACUACCUGUGCAUUUUGCCCCGAAAACUUUGAGAUUUUGCACCCACUCGACGGAAAUUUCGUAUGCGGGAAGAAAAGUCAGGCAAAAGAAGGUCAAGGCUUCCUUCGUUUCUUGAAUAUAUUAGAGAAACCAUUCACAUGCCCUACGACCAAUGCUGAAGCCAAAGACGACGAAGCAGCUCAAGAGAAGGGAAGUAGCAUGCUGGCUUGGACCCUCCUUCCUUUUGUCUUUAUCCGUGAUUUCAUCACAGGGUUUUUGUGGGCCUUUGAUGAUACGCUUAAGGCUUGGAUCAAUGGCAAAGCUAGACGAAAAGUCCGUUAUGAACGAAGAAUGGUAUACACAAAUUAAGUGAAGAUUUGUUGAUGUGUUUGCGCAAAAGAUUUGUUGAUAUUUUGACGGGCCAAUUCACAACGAGGUUUCUUUUUAGAAAAAUAUUCACAACGAGGUUUCUGUGAGCCUUUGAUGAUAAGCUUAACGCUUGGAUCAGCGGUGAGGCUAGGCGAAAAGUUCCUUGUGAUAUGGGUUAUAAAAUACCCCCACCUAAAUGAUGGAUCUACUGCUCCAGUGAUGGAAGACCAAGACUGCCGCACCAUGCACCAAGUGUUAAUUUGUCACAUUGCUGUUGUUGGUAGCCUUGCUGUAAUAUGAGAUCGAUGUUUCCUUCUCAAAGUAGAUUAGUUCGGAAUUCUUUUAUGUGAUGUUGGUAACAAUUUGCA